AUGUUUUCGCUAAUUUUUUCGGCGCUAUGCGCCUGGUUUGCAUUUUUCUUGCCUUGCUUCGCCACGUUUAAGCUACUCUCUCAACAUCCUGUCCCGGAGGCUGAGCUGCAAAGAACUUCCAAGUAUUGGGCUGUGGUCGGUGCUUUUGUCGGAUUUGAAUACCUUGCGGGCUGGUUGAUUAGCUGGCUGCCGUUCUACUGGGAAAUUAAAACAGUUUUUUUGCUUUUCCUUUCUCUUCCUCAGACACAGGGCUCGACCUUUGUGUACGACUCCUACCUCAAGCCCGUCUUCGUCAAAAAUCAUAAUAGCAUUGAUUCAGGCAUUAUCUCCAUCCAAGGGAGCGUCAUCACCUUCAUCCACAACCGUCUUUACGCCGUGUGGGAACUUCUCUGGAGUGUCAUUAACAAGACCCCUCCUCCAGGACAGCCACCCGCAGCCGCCCCUCCCCCGACCGCCGGAUUCAGUGUAGAAUCUGCCAUGGGUCUGUGGCGCACGUAUGGCCCGUCCCUGUUGAGUGCCAUACAGACAGGGAACGCGCGUGCCGUCCCUGCGACCCCCCCUGCCACGCCCAGUACCUCGGCUUCCUCCACCUCUACUGAUAAUCUUCCGGGUGUUGGCACUCGAGGGCCUGUUCCAAUUUCUGCGGCUGCUUAAAGUGUCUUUAGUUGUUUGAUUCACACGCGAAAUAUUUAGGGAUCUUUCUUCUCGCUUCGCCAUUUUUACAAAUAGUGUGCUUGUGUAACGCGUUUCACAGUACAAGGCCUCCCAAUUCCAUCAGUAAAAGCUCAUAAUGAUAAUGCAUCAGACUCCUCCGACUCGGUGACG
Molecule: messenger RNA, 825 nt
Organism: Guyanagaster necrorhizus
Lineage: Eukaryota; Fungi; Basidiomycota; Agaricomycetes; Agaricales; Physalacriaceae
Exons: 5
Coding region: 1-654 (217 amino acids)
Source: RefSeq, a predicted model, not a curated record